This is a messenger RNA of Williopsis jadinii, 1761 nucleotides long. RefSeq names its product fungal specific transcription factor domain-containing protein. Gene Ontology annotation, biological process: DNA-templated transcription. The record is from RefSeq and is a predicted model, not a curated record. Gene Ontology annotation, molecular function: zinc ion binding; DNA binding. NCBI's taxonomy places the organism in Eukaryota, Fungi, Ascomycota, Saccharomycetes, Phaffomycetales, Wickerhamomycetaceae. The transcript has a single exon. The coding region runs from base 1 to 1761 and encodes 586 amino acids.
AUGGACGACGUUGUGGACGAGUCCAAGCUGCUGGAGGCUGAGGCGAAGGUGCUGAAGCCGUUCACUCCACAGGUGAGCGGUGUGGCCAGGGAGGCGAGCAGGAAGUCCUCUGCGAGUGCUGAGGGCCAGCACUCAGCAGCAGCAGCAGCAGCGCAUGCUGAGCAGUUGAAAGGUGAAGCCAACGUCAGGGAAACGGUUGUCUACGACUCCACAGGCGGCUCGCACUACGUUGGCUCGAGUGGCACGCCAUCGCUGUUCACACUGCUGUGCAACUUGCUGCUGAAGAGAUCGCUGAUACCGACGCUGUCGUUUGAUAACAAGAUCACGCUUUUCCAGAACGCUGCUGUCAGGAGCCAGGACUACAGAGCAGUCUCAGUGUCGCUGCUGUCCCACAAGACGUUUCCCGUGAUCCAGCUGAUAUCGUCCAGGGAGAUAGCUGAGAAGCUGGUCAACACGUUCUUCGACAAGGUGCACCCUUUCUACUUCAUUUUCCAGAGAGAGGCCUUCUCCAGGCUGCAUUCUCUGUUUUGGCAGAAGUUGACUGUUGAUGACCCAGCCAUGGACUACACGGCUCUGGAUAACCCAAUGUGCGGGUGUAUCUUCCUCGUAUGGUCUAUUGCAAGCAAGAUGUGCGAUGUUGUGUUGGAACGGAGCGAUGAGAUCGACGAAGUGCUCCAUUUGAUCUUACCAGAUGCAACGUUGGGAGCAUCUACGAGCUCUAUCCAGUUCCUCUAUCUCUACGCAACGUAUCUACACUCGAAGAAGAACAGGGAUGCCUCAUGGAACCUGAUUGGGCUCGCAAUAAGACAGGCGAUGUCCCUAGGACUGCACAGAGACAUGGCCAACGACAACACCAAUGCACAGAUCUUUUGGACUCUUUAUCAAACAGAGCUGUCACUGUGCUCCAAUUUUGGAAGACAGAGCACUAUAAACGAAGAAGAGAUCACCAUUGGCUAUCCAGACCUGACCAAUGAGCUCUCCGUCUCAGAUGGCUUCAAACAGUACUAUUUAUCAACGCUGAAGCUCUCGAGAUUCCUCAGCAAGAUCAUCAAGGAGAGAAGAGUAGCGACGGCCCAGCAACCGUUGUCGUUGAUAAACAUUGAGCGCACGUUGGCCUUGAAGACUCAACUGAACAAGCUGUACUACGAGAUCAACAUCAAGCCAAUGUCACAGAUCGUCACCGUGUAUGACUUCAAAUUGAGCAUAUUGUACCACCAUUACAUGACUCUACUGACGCUCCCCUUUCUCGUGUUCAUCACCACGAAUAAUUACAAGAUCCUGAGUGACGAGACUCUCCUGAGUAUUGUCCAGAUGGGACUCCAGAGUGCUGUCAUCAUUGCACAGACAAUGGAUACGACGCUGCACAUGUCUCUAGACCUCCAUAACGGUGGCAUAUCUCAGGACUGUAUGGUUGGUUACAUCAGUUCGCUUUGCCUGUCGUUGUUCUGCAUAUACCUUUGUAACGGCUCCAACGACACAUGGGAGAUACCUCUGGACAUCCAAGGAACCCAUGUGACGCUCGACAAGGAGGCCACACUUGUCUACAUCUCGAUGAUCUCUCAGUUCAUGCAAUCGUACAAGCUGGAUUCGACAACCACGAGAAUUGCAGAGGUCACACAGGGCUUGACUAAGGACCUCAACGCAGUUCUUGAGUCUCAGCUAAGUGACAUGGGCUUCGACCUCUUCACCCUCCAGCCAGCAGAGCAACUCGUGUUCGACUCGCUCUUCUCAAACAACGAUAUCUACCUCAGCGAUAUAUAG